AUGGUCCAACCGCCACCUGUGGGGCCUGUCAUCGGUGCGAACCUCUCACACGGCUUUUGCGGGCGACCUGUGGUGUAUCUCAGUCGCUUGCCAUUAUCAGCCUCACCAGGACAGACCGCGUGGUCACUUUUGCUCGCACUGGUUCAUCCGACCCUUCCAACCAAUUCCCGUGGACCAAAGUUGUUUAGGCCGCUCCCACAGAGCGACAUGGUUGAUGCUGGCCAGAGAACACCCCACACAAGCGAUUCCGAGGCGCUCACUCUCAAAAAUAGCUGGUAUGCCUUACCACUCUGUCCUCUUCAAAAGCACAAUUUGACAACUGUCGUCAAAAUCUCCCGCCCGACCUUCAUAACCUUGCUCUGCCUCACUAAUUCCCGCCGGGUGAUUUCUUAUUCCGAUUCCUCUGGAUACCGAGCAUCAUUCCCGUCCUACUGCGGACGAUGGUACUUGGAAUGGCGCGUCGGGGGCCCUGCAUUUGCUCGACUUGGUUUGCAUGACUCUCAUACACUAUCCACAGAUCCAUAUCCGGAAGCAUUUGAGCAACGCGUUGAUGCGUGUUUGCAAAUGUUGGCGGGAGUUGUCGAAUCACGAUCAACGAGGGGCUUUAGAUGUGGCUUUCCAGGACGCAAAUCAUCCGGUAAAUGGGUGCUUGAAUAUGAACCCCGAGGAUUUGGAGGUGCGCACAGUGGGAGGCAUCUUUACCACAUGAUCGGUGGAAACGUCAACGAGGUAAGCUUCUUGCGCCCGAAAGCAAUGGAUGCAGAGGUAGAGCCUCCGGAAGGCAUGGUAGUGCUACGCUUGCCUAACAAGCAUGAUGGAGGAUGCGAUGUGAUUGUGUACAUCCCAGGGGAAGAAUGCACUGUCCUCGAUGAAGCUUUGGACAAUCUUUCGUGGACAUUUCUGUCAUGGUCUCUGCACCGAGGGCUCCGUGACAUUCUGGUUGCGUUCGGAAAAGAGAGGAUGGCACGGUACCGACGCCGUCUGGCUGUCACGCUUCGCGCCGCGGUCACAAAGUGGCCUGAAAGAUUGGUCGCUAGAGGGUGGAAUUCCCAGUUUGUGAGAGGGACUAUGGCGGAUAUGGCUGAAAGCGCUGUUCUUGCCAGCCAAGGAAACUCGGCAGAUGUCGUCAGAAUUGUCACCGACAUAGCAGUGGUCUUACAGAAUGAUCCAAUGAGCGACCUUGACAAGACAAGCUUCUGGCGACAUGGAACUUCGAUGCCCUAUUCUCCAACCCUUGAUCCAAUGACUACUAUCGCUCUUGUGAAAUACUUUGUCUUGGAGUGGAGUGUUGAAUUUGAUUACCAGCUAUACAACGAUUUGCCUGAGGAUAUUUAUCUAGGCUGA
Messenger RNA from Penicillium brevicompactum, 1344 nucleotides. RefSeq lists its product as uncharacterized. The transcript has a single exon. The coding region runs from base 1 to 1344 and encodes 447 amino acids. The record is from RefSeq and is a predicted model, not a curated record. Lineage: Eukaryota; Fungi; Ascomycota; Eurotiomycetes; Eurotiales; Aspergillaceae.